This is a messenger RNA of Bursaphelenchus xylophilus (pine wood nematode), 2059 nucleotides long. Lineage: Eukaryota; Metazoa; Nematoda; Chromadorea; Rhabditida; Aphelenchoididae. The record is from the annotation of a GenBank genome assembly.
AUGUCAGGAGUAACACGGGCUUCAUCGGUGCGACGACAACCUCAGCGGACUGCCAAGAAUCCCCCGCCUCCACCACCACCUGCUCCGCCGCAGAAAAAGGUGUCGGUGCCGCAAACGAAGAAGCCGAUUCCUCGACCGCAGGUUCGACUGGUCACCACUAACAAGCCUGGGACGUCGUCCAGGAUAACAAGGUCAUCGUUCCCGGAGAGAAAACGAAUUGUUCAUGAUGGUAAGGGAAAAAAAAUUUGUAUCGGUUUUUACCUUUAAUUAUAAGGCUAGGGAUUUACAGAAGAUCAAUUGUGGAGUUGCAUGCUGCUUUUGAAUUUGUCAUAGUACCCUUUUAUAUUUUCAAAUUUUUUGGGCACUGCCAAAUUUGUUAGCUUUGGAUAAUAUAAAUUAAUGUUAUUAAACGUAUAGUUCUUUUAUGAUGCACAAAUAGGGUAAAAUACGCGUUUGAUCUCCAUUGGCCUUCCGUUUUUUCAUGAAUGUGCAGUUAUGAACAAUAAAAGUUGAUAUCAGUUGUCAAUCCAUUGUUUUCAGAUGCGACCAACAACAAGGUCAUUCAUCGGUUCAUCCAGUUGGGGGAGCGAUGUCAAGUCACCAUGCCUACCGAGGGCCCUCGAGAAGGUCCCUCGACAAGUCCGGAGAGGGAAACUUGUGUGUGGAAGAUGGACGACGAAAAGAUUACUCCAGAAGAGCUGGAGAAGUUUUGUGUCGACACUUAUGAGAAGUUUGGACUUCCCUCUGAGAGGGUGAGUGAUUUCUUGCCUGGUUUAACUUACGUUUUAGGCGAUGUAUGCGUUAUACAUGAACGAGUUUGAUAAGGAGAAGGCCAUGAAACAAGCUAAAGAGUCAGCGUUACUACAAGAACAAUGGAGUGAUAAUGAUCGAUAUAUCUUCAAUGGACUCUAUGCUACUUAUGGAAAGAAUUUCGGGAAGAUCCAUAAAAUCGUAAGCGUAUUUUCGAGAGAUUUAAAAAUUUUAGGUAGUGUGAUAUCAAAAUACCCGUAUGAUGACAGUACAUUGACGAUAAUGAUUUUUAGAUGGCAUACAAGUCAAUGAGAAGUCUGAUUGAACAUUAUUACAAGGUCAAGAUGAUCAGUUACAAAAUUGGAGGACUGGCUGAGGCCAACAAGCCAUUGGGAAGUAUGGGCUCGAUCGAUGAUUUGAAUGGACAUUUUGAAACCGAAAAAGACGUUGAGAGCAUCUGUGAUAACUGUGGAGCAUUCUCGCAGCUUCACCAAGUCAAUAACGAAAUGCAAUGUAUGAGUUGCAAACGAUUUUUUGAGUAAGUUUCUAGUGUAAUAUUCUUUUUCUUUUUUUUGUUAUGAAUUAUUUGUAUGAAAUUUUUUAAAUGAAGUUUUGCUCCUACAGAGAGUUCAAUUACGAUCGGCCAGUUGAUCGAAGCGAGCGGAGAGCAGCUCUCAGAUACGAAGAAGAUGCUCGAAGAAUGGCCGAGAAAUUCACCGAGCUCUUUUUACAUGGAGAUCGAGAAACGCUUAGGCGGGAAUUCACGACUGUGAGAAAGUAAGAUCUUGUUUUCUAUUGUUUUCGCUUCAUUUUUUAGAUGUUUUUACCCUUUGUCAUCCAGUAUGAUAUAAUUUUUUAGUAAACGUCAGUCCGAAGCCCGUGAAAUGCGUUUGAAGGCCGCUCAACAAGAGCAGACUUCGAUGAGAGCUGUGAAAUAUUUGGCGAGCUCGAUUAAUUUAAACACUUAUCGGAAAUAUACCAGCAAAAAGAAGCCCAAACCACGCCUCAGGGAAAAUUGGACCAAAAAAGAACAAAAUAUCGCGCUGAGAUGUGAGUUGAAGUAAUUUUCGAUUGAUUUUGAUCGCUUUUAGUGCUGAUCAGGUACUCGGGAGAUUCCGAGACAGUGUCGAAAAUAUUGGCGACCAAAACUGUGGAACAAAUCCAAAAUUUAUACAACAAAUAUUCGAGUGCCAUAAAAGAAGAGUUGAAGAAAGCCAGGGAACAAUCGGAUUUGGCUGAAAAAGUCGAAGAGAUGUACAGGGACAUUACUGAACAGAAGAAGGAAGUCGACAUUGUGGAACUGGACUAG